Molecule: messenger RNA, 2380 nt
Organism: Pyricularia grisea
Lineage: Eukaryota; Fungi; Ascomycota; Sordariomycetes; Magnaporthales; Pyriculariaceae
Exons: 3
Coding region: 512-1987 (491 amino acids)
Molecular function (GO): FAD binding; oxidoreductase activity
Source: RefSeq, a predicted model, not a curated record
UGUGCCUAUUCAAGCUACGUGCAUUGCGCUGGCUGCUGCAGGGUUGACCGUGACGAUCAUCAGAAGAACCGGGUGAUUGGGAACCAUUAUCUUCCCAUGGUUGAUCGGUAUUCCCGCCCAUGAUCCGACAUGUGAUGUAUUAGGAUUGGAGGGCUAGGGCUCCAUCUGCACAGGAAAUUUUUCUAUUGGCUGCUCGGCUAGGAGAGAAAAUUGUGUCAUAGGCAAGUGACGAAAGUGGCUAUCGUUGUGUGUUGAGAAUUCGUAUAACUGCUGCACGUUGCGCAAGGGCGCGGGAUGGAGUUGAUCUGUCAUAGUAGCGGUCUUGGUAAGUGACGGUGGGUAGCAUUUUAAGACAAAUUGAGCGCGAUGUACUCUUCACUGCCACCUACAUAGUCACCAAUCAUCAAUACAGACACUUGAAUCCCCAAACAACUGUUCAACGGCGAUGCUACAGAACCUAUUUAUUCGGAAAGUAUAACUCGAGCAGUCCUCCAUCAUAUAACCCCUUCACAUGGAACAUCAAGAACAAGUAGCAGUUGUGGACUUUGCGUCCUUGCACCUCGGUGCACUGAAGAACGUCGUGACGGGUGGCGCUAUAGUCUUGGGAGAUCCGGGCUACGAGGAGGCCAUACGGCGGUGGAGUGGACUCGCUGUUAAACAGGCAGGUAUAGUGGUGUUCCCCAAAACAGCCAGAGAGGUCAGCGGGGCCAUCACCUACGCCAAUGAGCACACGAUCCCGUUCACGGUCUGCUGCGGUGGGCAUGCCACGAGCGGCUCGUCAUCCAUCGGGCCGGACGGCAUGCUCAUCCACCUCCGCCUGAUGCAGGCUAUAUCAGUGGACACAGACGCACUGACAGUAACUUUCGGUGGCGGCUGCCUGUGGCGGCAGGUCGACGCAGCGACCGCGGAGCACGGACUGGCCACCCCGGGCGGUACCGUAUCACACACCGGGGUCGGGGGUUUGAUCCUGGGCGGCGGGUUCGGGUGGCUGAGCGGGCGGUAUGGCCUCUGCAUCGACAACCUGCUCGAGGUGGAGGUCGUCCUGGGCGACGGGAGGAUCGUGACGGCCAACGCCGCGUCCGAGGCAGAUCUGUUCUGGGCCAUGCGCGGGGCGGGCCACAGCUUCGGCAUCGCGACCAGAUUCACCUCGCGUCUGUACCCUCAGGGCGACGUCUGGGGCGGGCUGCUCGAGUUCCCGCACGAGCGGCUGCCGGAGAUCAUCGUGGCCGCAAACGAGAUGAUCAACAUGGGGGAUAAGGACCAAUGUCUCAUGGUCACAUCUGCGUACGCGACCUCGAAAGACUCAAAGAGCACAGAGAGGGCCAAGGUCACGACAGUUUGCUGCUUCUACAACGGCACGGCAGAAAAGGCCGAGGGUGAAGUAUUCAAGCCGCUGCUGAGACUGCGGCCGCACAGCAACACGACGAAGCAGCUGCCGUACGCAGAGAUGAAUCAGGUCCUGGACGACUUUUUGACCCACGGGUCGAUGAUGCGGCAGGGCGGGACAAACGUCCUCCCGCCUCUGACCGAAGAGGUGCUGGCCGGCGCCGCGAACAAGCUCUAUGAUUGGGUGGACGAGAUGUUGCAAAAGUCAGACGGCGUGGUCGAUGCACGCGAUAGCAUAAUCGGAUGGGAGCUUAUUCCAUUUGAAAAGACGGCGUCUGUGCUGGGCAGUGCGACGGCGACGGGAAACCGGGGCCGGUACUAUAACGUGGGGAUGGUGGUUUGCAGCAGCGACGACGCGUCGCAAGACGAAGAGAUGCGGGCGUUCAAGCGAGAACUGUCAACCAGCAUCGCCACGGCGGGGUUCAAGGCUGACAUGGUGGGACACGGCGGGGUGGGUCACUACGUGAACUAUGCCGAGGAGCAGCUCAGCGCCGAGGCCGGGUUUGGGGGAAACGCCAAGCGCCUAAGGGAAUUGAAGACAAGAUAUGAUCCGGAAAAUAGAUUUCGAAAACUGUGGAGGCUCGACACGAAUGUGAAAUAGAGAGAUGUUCUUUUUACGUUGCAUCUCAAUUCUGUAUUUAUCGCAGCAAUGACAGCAGAGUCUCGAGGAUAUUGUGACACAUUUCUGGCCAUUAAAAGUUCAACAUAAACUGGUUAUCACUCGUACAGCAGUAGACUUGCAGUGGACGCAGGCUGCUUACUAUUCCAACAAGGGGUUGAUCACGCUUGGCCGGGCUGCCAUACGUAGCAUGCGGCUUGCUUUCUGAAUAGGCCCUUGUCAGAUCAGACCCCACAUGAACGAGUGCCCCGCUACUGCGCAAGGUUAGCUACCGCGACCCCGACCCCGACCACAAGAUGUUUACGACCCUCAAUUGUUGGUUCUGCCUUGGUUGCCUCAGGCUUGGAAUUUUGCGGGGUUCAGUUGCUUGGUAAG